Vitrella brassicaformis is the source of this 6750-nucleotide messenger RNA. Lineage: Eukaryota; Vitrellaceae. The record is from the annotation of a GenBank genome assembly.
UCGCUGGCACUGCAUAUAACUCAUGGUAUUAUGUGUCUGGAUAGUCUUCACGACAUGACAGACAGACGUCAUUUCACCCCACGCACACGAGACGGCUUACAUCUGCCACAACGGACCGAUUAAUUGCACAGCUGGGCACACACUUAUAAAGACACCAACACAGACGGCUCUCGAGAUCUGAGCACAAUGCCGUCUGUUCCAUGAGCCUGUCGCUAUAUCGGUCAGUUAGUCCCAGUCCUCAUCUGGCCGCUCAACGAUCACGCUCUUGGCCUUCCGCGGAGCACCGAGCUGACACACAUGUAGAGAGAGAGACAGAAAGACAGACAGAACCCACACCGUUCAACGUGUGUCUUGUGGUCCCUCCGCUCCUUUCGCACCUCGUGUCGGACGAUUCUCUCUGUGGCUUCACGAUCCACCACGAGCCGGUACUGAUGCUCAUCCUGCAGCCGUCCCACACACAGACAGACAGCAACAACAAAAACUACCUGUUUCUUCUACUUCUUAUAGCUAUGGCUGACCACUUGUUCGUCGUCGACGUCGUCCACUAGGUGGGCGUCGGCCCCCUCAAAGCCGCCCAGAUCAGUCAGCUCGGCGCCAGCCAUCGCCUCCUCGGCCUCUGUCUCAGCGCGCAUCUGCUUGUGCAGCUCUGCCAUCCCUGCAACCACAGUACAUCCAUCCAUCCCAUGAAUCCAUGUCCCCUGCAGUGUGUGUUGUGGGUGUUGUGGGUGUUGUGGGUGUUGACGUACGCUCUUUGUCGUUUUUGAGUAGUUCCUUGUAGGUGUGUUGGUAGGGCGGUACGGGCACGAGGACGAAGUCGAUGGGCACGGUGGAGGUGGGCAAGAUGUAUACGGGGAUCUUGGAAAACAUCUGAUGGAUGGAUGGAUGGAUGGAUGGAUGCCGUCGUGUGUGUGAUGCGAUCUGUCUGAUAUCUCUGGCUGGCUGACCUACCCUACCUUGAUGAUUUGGGUGAAUUCCUUCUGUUCUGUUGUUUCCUCUCCUCCAUCCGCUGCUGCUGCAGCUGCUGGUGGUGGUGACGGUGGCCGUGCACCAAGAGCCAGCUCGGGCAGCUCCCACUCAGCCUCAACCUACACACACACACACGCCCCAGAGUGUGUUUGCCCAUGCAUACAGCCCACGCAGCGCCCCACCCUGUGUUUGUUGAUGAGCUUGUACUUCUUGGGGAACACCGGCACGUUCUGCAAAGAGUGAGUACCCCACCCCAUCCCAUACCCACCACAACAGGCACAGCACAUGGCGCAAUGGGGUGGAUGAAAUGGAUGGCCUCUCUGACCUUGAAUUUCUCGUAUAUGUUUGAGGCCUGCAUGGACGCCUCGGUCGAGGUGUCGUAGCACAGUCGCUGACCCACACACAUGACAUGACAGAUGACAGACGACACAUGACACAUGUGUGGUGCAGACAGACGUGAGCCACCCUGGUCAAUUGGCUGGUUGAUAUGUACCUUUUCCUUGCCGAGCUGUGGCACGUAGCACACGACCGACUUGUCCUGGAUCAGCAUCACUGUGGCUGAGAGGACAGGACAACACGCACACACACACAGGCGAGUGAAUAAAGGCAUACGAGUGAGUGGAUGGAGCAUCGUGUGCGAUGCGCACCGAGUGAGGUGCAUGGCACAUCCAGCCCCCGCAGCCAUAUGCAGAAGAAAGCCUGCAGACAGACAGACAGAGGUCAAUCGAAUCGAUGCAGAAGACAGAGCACAGGAAGGAUCGAUCCACGUUGUCUGGAUUACUGUUACUUGGGUGUACCCUACCCUGUCGCAGUCUUCCUGCGCCUUCUUGGACUGCAGCUUCUUCUCAUUGCACAAAUCACACUGCUUCUGCAACUCAUUCUGAAUGAAUGACCAACCCACACACGAAGGACCAUCCAUCCAUUCAUCCAUCCACCAGACGGACAAACAAACAAGGACCCUUUUAUCCCACCCCACACCACCAACCUGAUCGAAGUCCAGCCCCGCCGCCACAGGGUCCACUCCCGGCGCCAGGCUCGUCGAGAACUUGACCGUGUACGCCGCUCCCUUCUUGUCACCACCAGCCAGGGCGGGGAUACUCGCCGCCUUGGCUGCCUCGUUGGCUUCAUUCCCCUCCUCCGUCUUGGUCUUCUUGGUGUCGCUGAGUGUGGCCAGGCCGGCCUCCACUGCCAGGGUGGCCGUGAGGAGCCGGUGGACCAUCACGUCGGCAUAGCGCCUGUAGGGGGGGAGGGAAGGGGGGGAAAAAUGGGGGUGGUGGUGUGGUGCGUUGUGUCGUCGGCGGUACCGACCGAAUUGGUGAGGUAAAGUGUGUGUAGAGGGGGAAGUGGAGGGCAUAGUGGUGGGGGGACUUGCCCGUGCCUGAUGUGAUUGAUGUGUGUGGCCAGCCACAUCGAUAUAUUAGCAUCAUGUGAUUGAUGCAUCUCCUCUCCUCCCUUGUUUGUGCCUGCCUGCCUGCCUGUCUGUUGUGUGUGUGCGUGCAGCUCACCGUAAGUGAAGUACUCGGCGGGCUUCAUCGGCUUCAUCAGCAGCACCUCCACCGCCUGAUGACCGACCGAUCGGACACACACAUACACAUGAGCAGCGCAAGGCGCGCGCGCCUCACAUCAGUCUGUCAGCAGCAGCCCUACCGACUAACUGACCUGUGAGACGAAGUAUCCGAACUUGAGCCAGACUUUCUUGAUGGUCCUGUACACGCCCCCCGCACUGCCGAAGUCAGCUGUGAUGCCCAAGCCGCUGACAUGACACAGACGCCACACACAUACGUCCCCACACGGUGCGGUGUGUAUAUACAUAUUAUUUCUCCCUCCCCGCCUGUGUGUGCGUGUGUGUGGUCGUGUCAUCCAUCACAGGUGCCGGCUCACUUACUCUAGGAAGGCCUUCAGCUGCAGCAGCUGUCUCGAGAGAGGCCACGGGUGCCGCCGCAACACACCGCACUCUGACAGACAGAGAGUGAGACAGAGAGACAGAAAGGAUUGUGUUGGUGUGGCUUGCCGCCCGCCCAUCCACCCGCCGGCAUACCUACCUCUGAGAGGGCUUUCGACCAGUUUCUCGGCCACGACGGUGUUGGCCAGCAGCAUCAGCUCCUCAAUCAGCUCGUGAGAUGACGAAUGCUGCACUCAACGGAUGCAGCCAGGCAGGCAGAGAGACAGGCCACAGAGGGGAGGGAGACCGUGUGUGUGCCAUGUAUGUGCUUUAUGUGUAUGUGUUGACUGGCUGGGCUGGGCGGGUGGCUUACGCUUUCCACGUCGUAGCUGGUGGGCACUUUGGUGUCGUAGUCGACGGUGAAGCGGAUCUUGGUCUUGUUGAGGGCCAGGGAGCCAUCCUGACAAGAUAGAUCCAUGACACACACACACACACACACAUACAGCCAUACAUCCCAACCAUAUAAGGUGCCUUGGUUUGACGUGGCCUACCUUGAACCGUCUCUUGCGAAUCUUCUGUGUGAGGUCCUCCAGCACACGCAGGUCGACACAGCACGCCUCGAAGGAGUGGCCUGCAUUGCAUGCCAAUUAAAUGAUUGGUUCCAUCCACAUUUAUGAGGUGUGUGUGCCCUCUGACCAACCGUUGUACACUUCAGGUUUCGGCUCCAGUUCGUUGCCGUCGAGGAUGACCUGCACCUGGUCGUAGUUCCAGCGGCAGCAGCUGCGGAUCACCUGCAGUGCAUUGCACCACAUUGGUCGGACAGGAUAGAUAGCUACGAGACGGUGGUGGGUUAAUCCAUCCCUCCACACCAUACGUGGGUGGCAUGGUGGUAGUUAUGUUACCGAUUUGAAGAAUUUGGGCUUGAACGACUCCACCCUUGUGCCGUCCUCGUGCAGCCUGAAGAUGGCCGUGUACGUCAGCUUCUCCUCUCGGGGGUUCAAACUGACCAAAUGCAAUCAACGCACAGACACACAUACACACCGGUGGGCGUUGGGUUGGGUGAUGGUUUCAAGCCCAGCCAGAGCACAGACCAGACCUGCAGAGGUCACUGCAGAGCUCCCGCGGCAGCAUGUGGUAUGCCCGGUGCGUCAGAUAGCUGCAAUGCACACACAACCACCAUCCCUGUGUGUGGUGUGUGUGUGCUAGGUGGUCACUGACACAGUGGUGCAUCUCCAGGCGGCCUCGGAGUCGAUCUUGUGUCCCUUCCACACAAAGUGGCUGACGUCGGCGAUGUGCACCCCGAUCUCGAACUGAGGUGGGCUGGUCGAAUCUACACACACAAUGUAAUGUGCACAUUGCAUCGGACACACACAUACGUGUAAAUGCGUGUGGCAUUUGUCUGUCUGUCUCGCCCUCCUCUCUCUGUCUUCACCGACCGUCUCUGACGAUGUGUAUGGCGUCGUCGAGGUCGCGGGCGGUCGCUGGGUCGAUCGUCAUGAUGCGCGCCUCUGCAUACAAACACACACCGACAGACACGCAUGGCCUGGCCGUGUGUAGGGGUGUGUGCGCAGUGGACUGUGUCGCCCGGCCCGCUGGGUCACGUCACUGACCUCUGAGAUCGACACGCCGAUUGACUUCCGCCUCUGCGCGCAGGCCAUCCAUAGGGAGAUUUAUGCACUGCACCAUCCCUCUCUCUGUGUGUGCCCCACCCACCGCACCGUGUGUGGCUUUGGCCCACUCCAGCACCCGUUUCGUCUCCUCGGCAACCUCGUCGCUGAACUCGUCCAUGUGGUCCUCGAGCUCGGCCUCCAUCAUGCACAACUGACACACCACAAUAGACACACACACACACACACAACGACACCGUCGCUGCGUCUGUCCCGUGAAGCGUAGCGUACCCGUGCUUCGGUCUCGAUUUCGCCGGCGUUGCCAAUGGGUCCGCCGACGAUUCGCCCCUUUGGUAAAGGGGCGUUUUCCUCCCACUUGUCGAUUUGCACGGGCCAGAGGAGGGUGCCGACGAUCUUGCCGGGGACCUGCAGCCACUGGCGGACCUCCGGCGCCUGCUGGAUCUCCUUGAUCGGCAGCAGCAUCCAGGGAACCCUCUUGUCUGGUGGGUGGACCACGUGGAGUGGAAGAGAUAGACACGUACGAAUGGAUGUGAUGUGAUGUGAUGUGAUUGAUGUGCACAGGUCUGUCUGUCUGUGUUUGUGUGUCUGCUUGUGAGAGUGUUGCCUCUUGGCUCUGUGGCCUGGCCUGCCUACCCAUGGGGACGGCCUUGAUCAUCUUGUCGUCCAAAGUGAUCUCAUCGUCGGGCGGCGACGGUUCAGCCGAGUCCUGGAUGAAGAAUGCAUACCAACAUCAAUUCGUUGUCCAUGCACAGACAGAGACGGCCGGGCCCAGUACGUAGGCCCCACCCACCGUCCCACCGGCUCACUCACCCCUUGUUUCUUCAUGCGGUUGGCCUUUAGUGUCGCCACGUAUACACGAUUCGUGCCUGUAACACCGGAGAGACCAACAGGCAUCGUGACACGCAUCCCUCUCCGGCCAUCUCAUCUCGUUGUCUUCUCUCUCACCGGACAAGUCCUCAAUGUAGACGACCUUGCCCGUCGGAUGCAGCUCCCCGCCCGAGUCAUUCUCAUCAGCCGCACUCGAGGGCUCCCGUGAGGGCACUUGUGGGGAGGGCACGUCCACUCCCGCCUGAGCGGCGCUGGCGAGGGUCUCCUCGACCGUUUUGUACUUGUCGCUCACACGCACCCACUUGGACCGAUCGUACAGCUGAUGAUGACAUGGCACAGACAGGUGAAGCCAAGCAGCGAUACAGACAGACAGAGAGAAUGAGAUGAGUGGAUGGGGCUUAGGCUAGGCGCGGAGGCUGGUCUGGUGUGGUGUCUUCACCUACCUCGAUGUACACGAUGUCGCCAUUCACCGCCCGGUUGCGGUCGCUGCGGCCUGAGAGAAGAGAACCAGGGAGGAAGGGAGGGAUGGAUGGAAGAAAGAAAGAUGCAUAUGGCCGGCCCAUGAGAGGGGGAUGUCUAGGUUUAGAUGCCUGCCUGCCUACUGACUGACCUUUGAUGAAGAUGUCUGGCAGGUCGGGGUCCUCGUCCGCAUGGACGUACGCAUCAUCGCUCUUGCCAGCAUUCACGCGCAACGCACCCUGAAAGCAUCCCAUCCAUCCCACACCACCACACACACUAUGAAUGCACCACCGAUCCCAUCCCAGGAAUUUCGUCCUCGUUUCCGCCUGACCCUCUUGAGUUUGCCCGCGAGCAGCGCCGCUAGAGCGUCCUCCUGACUCCAGUAAGGCUCAUACGGGUUCUUCCUCCCGCAGCCCUGCUGCUGCCUCCUUUCAUCCCCAUGACUUCCCUGACCCCUCCCCUGACCGAAUCCCCUCCCCCGGCCGCCUCGGCCGCUCCCAUAGUCGUCCCACGCUGCUUGAUACUGCUCGAAUGACGGCUGGUUGAAGGCCUGCUGCUGCUGGAUGUGUGGGUAGCCUGGGUAGUUGCGCGGCGGGGAGGCGUUGGGCGCUAUGCCGCGGCCUCUCGAGUAGGGCUGAGGAGUCCCGGGGCGACGCGGGCCUCCGUGAGGCGGGUACAUGGAUUGUCGCUGGAAAUAUCGAUACUCCCAGGCAAGAUGCACCUGACGCUGGACUCAGAUCUGCCAGGAAUAUCAACGCCACAGAAAGAUCGGCAUGCGAGCUAAGCUCGCAGAUGAAAAGCCAAAGCCUUGUUCACUACCUCCUGAACGAUCGCGCUGCAACCCCCCCUCGCAUUUCACACCGCACUCCCUCCAACCAACGCUCAGAGAAGUAAGGCCUACCUACCAACCUUUCCCUCUCUCCCGGUGUUGAAGUGCUAUCGCGUUCUCCUCUGAUCCUCUCCGCGCUAAGCUCAUUGUUGAGGAGG